CAUGGGCAACCGGGGCAUGGAGGAGCUGAUCCCGCUGGUCAACAAGCUGCAGGACGCCUUCAGCUCCAUCGGGCAGAGCUGCCACCUCGACCUGCCCCAGAUCGCCGUGGUGGGCGGGCAGAGCGCCGGCAAGAGCUCCGUCCUCGAGAACUUCGUCGGCCGGGACUUCCUGCCUCGCGGUUCUGGAAUUGUCACCCGGCGACCUCUCAUCCUUCAACUUAUCUUCUCUAAAACAGAAUAUGCAGAAUUUUUGCACUGCAAGUCCAAGAAGUUUACAGAUUUUGAUGAAGUUCGGCAGGAGAUCGAAGCGGAGACUGACAGGGCCACGGGAACCAACAAAGGCAUCUCUCCCAUUCCCAUUAACCUAAGGGUAUAUUCACCUCAUGUGUUGAAUUUAACUUUGAUUGACCUCCCGGGUAUCACUAAGGUGCCAGUAGGAGACCAGCCGCAAGACAUCGAAUACCAGAUCAAAGAUAUGAUUUUGCAGUUCAUUAGCCGAGAGAGCAGCUUGAUUCUCGCGGUGACUCCGGCGAACAUGGACUUGGCCAACUCGGACGCUCUCAAAAUGGCCAAAGAAGUUGACCCACAAGGGCUAAGGACGAUCGGGGUGAUGACCAAGCUAGACCUGAUGGAUGAAGGCACCGAUGCCAGAGAUGUCCUGGAAAACAAGCUCUUACCUCUGCGGCGAGGCUACAUCGGAGUUGUGAACCGGAGCCAGAAGGACAUCGAUGGCAAGAAGGACAUCCGGGCCGCUCUGGCCGCUGAGCGCAAGUUCUUCCUUUCCCACCCUGCUUACAGACACAUGGCCGACCGCAUGGGAACUCCCCAUUUGCAGAAGGUCCUCAACCAGCAACUGACAAACCAUAUUCGGGAGACUCUGCCUUCGCUGCGUAGCAAACUACAGAGCCAGUUGCUUUCCCUAGAGAAAGAGGUGGAGGAAUACAAGAACUUCCGCCCGGAUGACCCGACGCGGAAAACCAAAGCCUUGUUGCAGAUGGUCCAGCAGUUUGCCGUGGACUUCGAGAAGCGGAUCGAAGGUUCUGGGGACCAGGUAGACACGCUGGAGCUCUCCGGCGGAGCGCGGAUCAACCGCAUCUUCCACGAGAGGUUCCCCUUUGAGUUGGUCAAGAUGGAGUUUGAUGAGAAGGACCUGCGACGAGAAAUCAGCUAUGCGAUCAAAAACAUCCACGGUGUCAGGACGGGGCUCUUCACACCAGACAUGGCUUUUGAGGCCAUUGUGAAAAAACAGAUUAUAAAGCUCAAAGAGCCCAGUUUGAAGUGUGUUGAUCUGGUGGUCUCAGAGCUGGCUAUGGUCAUUAAAAAGUGUGCUGAGAAGCUUGGCUCUUACCCCAGGCUGCGCGAAGAGACGGAGAGGAUUGUCACGACGUACAUCCGGGAACGUGAAGGGAAAACGAAGGACCAGAUUCUCCUGCUGAUCGACAUAGAGCUGUCCUAUAUCAACACCAACCACGAAGACUUCAUCGGAUUUGCCAACGCCCAGCAAAGGAGCACCCAAGCGAAUAAGAAAAGAGCCAUCCCGAAUCAGGGGGAGAUACUGGUGAUCCGCCGGGGCUGGCUGACCAUCAACAACAUCAGCAUCAUGAAAGGCGGCUCCAAGGAGUAUUGGUUCAUCUUGACAGCAGAGAGCCUGUCUUGGUACAAGGACGAGGAGGAGAAAGAGAAGAAAUACAUGCUUCCUCUGGACAACCUGAAAAUCAGAGAUGUGGAGAAAGGGUUCAUGUCCAACAAGCACGUCUUUGCCAUCUUUAACACAGAACAAAGGAACGUGUAUAAAGACCUCCGUCAGAUUGAGCUCGCCUGCGACUCCCAGGAAGAUGUGGACAGCUGGAAGGCCUCCUUCCUCCGAGCUGGUGUCUACCCUGAGAAAGACCAAGUGGAGAAUGAAGACGGGGCCCAGGAGAACACCUUUUCCAUGGACCCUCAGUUAGAACGCCAAGUGGAAACUAUCCGAAACCUUGUGGAUUCAUACGUUGGGAUCAUCAACAAGUCCAUCCGGGACCUCAUGCCAAAGACGAUAAUGCACCUAAUGAUAAACAAUACCAAGGACUUCAUCCAUUCGGAGCUGUUGGCCUACCUGUACUCUUCCGCAGACCAAAACAGCCUGAUGGAGGAGUCCGCCGACCAGGCACAGCGUCGGGACGACAUGCUGCGGAUGUACCAUGCCUUGAAGGAGGCGCUCCACAUCAUCGGGGACAUUAGCACCAGCACUGUGUCCACCCCCGUUCCCCCGCCUGUGGACGACACGUGGCUGCAGUCAACGAGCAGUGGGCACAGCCCAACACCCCAGCGCCGGCCCACUUCUACGGUGUUGCCCCCAGGGAGGCCCCCAGCGGUACGGGGCCCCAUGCCGGGCCCCCCCUUGAUUCCGAUACCCGCAGUGGCCAGUGGCUCCAACUUCGUGGCACCGCCCAUUCCUUCGCGACCUGGACCUCAAAGCUCCUUUGUGGUGAACAACGACCCCUUCUCGGCACCACCUCAGAUUCCUUCGCGACCGGCACGUGUUCCGCCUGGCAUCCCUCCAGGCGUGCCCAGCCGGAGACCCCCCGCCGCCCCGAACCGGCCUACCAUUAUCCGACCAGCCGAGCCCUCCUUAUUAGAUUAACCACAAACGUCCUGGGGAGCCGUUGCUUGCUAACCAUCUCGUGGAAAGAACUCACGCCU
Euleptes europaea (tarantolino) is the source of this 2682-nucleotide messenger RNA. RefSeq names its product dynamin 2 (gene DNM2). Gene Ontology annotation, cellular component: microtubule; cytoplasm; membrane. The record is from RefSeq and is a predicted model, not a curated record. Lineage: Eukaryota; Metazoa; Chordata; Lepidosauria; Squamata; Sphaerodactylidae. Gene Ontology annotation, molecular function: microtubule binding; GTPase activity; GTP binding. Bases 2 to 2623 code for a protein of 873 amino acids. The transcript is spliced from 21 exons.